CAGCUGCAGCACAGAUCCUGGCUUUGCUUCACAGCUCGAUUAGCCUGCUCCGCUCUACACAACCGCUCCACGAUCAGAGACACGCCGAGACUCACACACACACACACACACACACACACACACACACACACACACUUACAGUAUCAUCACACAGCGACACACACACACACACACACAUCUCCUGGAGCUCCUGCGGAACCAGAGGAGGAGAAAAGAGGGUGGAAGAAUUUGGCCUCGAGUCCUGCAGCCGCCUUCCAACUGCUGGGAUGAGGUGGUGGCUGGUGGUGGCCAGUUUGUGGCUUCUGGUGGCCCUGACCAUCCCCGACACCCAGGCCAGGAACAGACCUCAGGACAAGGAUGCUGAGACCCGCCGGGGGAAGAGGAAGAGGGACGGACAUGGCCAUGGACAGGCUAGAGCGGGGCGCUCUAGACCUCUGAAGAUCAGACUGGUCCCUGGUCCCGGUGUCCCAGUGGCACCAAGAAACAACCAAGGAAACACUGUGAUCCUGAAGUCCUACAAGAACCUUCAAGAACAGCACUCCAGCUACAACGUCAUUCCAGGUAAGCAGGGCCAGUGUGUGUACCAGGGCCUGACCUUGUUCGACCAGGCCGUCUGGUCUCCAAAGCCCUGUGUGACGUGUUUGUGCGCCGGCGGGCGGGUGGUUUGUGACGAGAUCACCUGUCCCACAAUGCACUGCCACUUCCCCUUCACGCCCGCUGGGGAGUGUUGCCCCGUCUGCAUGGAGCCAGAACCCGACCUCAGCCUUGACCUUUCUGGUGACUCCCCAGUUCCCAGUGACCCCAGCGAGCCCGUGACCCCGCUGACCCAGCAGGAGAUCCAGCGAAUUCUCUGGCGAGAGGAGGAGGAGCACCGCGAGGAGGAGGAGCGCCUGAAGAAGAAGGACGAGGCCAGGAAGAAGAGGAGGAAGCAGAGGAAGGAGCAGGAAGAGAGACAGAGAAAGAUAGUGGAGGACAAGAGGCGACAGGAAGAGGAGGCCCUGAGGUUGCAGGUGGAGAAGGAGGAGGAGCAGUGGAGGAGGCAGAUGGAGGAGAGGAGGCAGGAGGAGGAAGACAGGAGGCAGAAGGAAGCGGCGGAGAGAGAAGCAAGGGAGAAGGAAAGGAAACGAGAGGAGGAAAGGAGGAGGCAGGAGGAGAAGCUGAGGGAGGAACUAUUGGCUCUGGUGGAGGAGGAGGAAGAGGAGCGGCAGGAGGAGGAUGAGGAAGAGGUGUGGCUGAGAGGAGACGUGUUUCAGAUGCCCCCGAAAGAACCUGAAGAACCUGAAGAACCAGAAGAACCAGAAGAACCAGAAGAACCAGAAGAACCAGACCUCCUCCCCGCUCCAAUCCCAAGACCUCCUGCUGCGACGGAGGACGAGCUGAGAGAAGUGGAGGAGGCAGAGGAGAUGGAGGAGGAGAGGGAGGAGUUGGUGGCGAACAGAGGAGGCCUCCCUCCAGGGUGUGACUUAUCUGACGUCACUGUGACAUGUGAGAACGCCAAACUCAUCCACUUCCCUCCUCUGUCCAUCCCUGAACUCAAAUCUCUGAGUCUGGAGGGUAACAACAUCAGCACCAUCCCAGCAGGAGCCUUCAACGGCAUCCCCAACCUGGAAUGGAUCAACCUGAAGAAAAACAAACUCACCUCUGCGGGGAUUGAUUCUAAAGCCUUCAAAGGUCUGAAGAUGCUGAGGCGUCUGUACCUGGAUGGGAACCUUCUGGACGUUGUGCCCUCUGACCUCCCCCCAACCCUGCAGGAGCUGAAGAUCAGUGAGAACCGACUGAGAGGGGUCGAUGGAAACAGCUUCCAAGAUCUGAACAGCCUGGUGAUUCUGGAGCUGGAAGGAAACGUGUUGAGUGAGGGGAAUGUAGAUCCUCUGGCCUUCGCUCCACUCGUCCAGCUCUCCUACCUCCGACUGGGCAGAAACCACUUCCGCACUAUACCACAGGGCCUCCCCCCGACACUGCUGGAGCUGUACUUGGAGAACAACCUGAUUGAGGAAAUCUCAGAGACAGUUUUCAAUCAGACCAGGAGUCUGAAUGUGAUUUCUCUGAGACACAACAGGCUGGAUGAGACCAGGAUCGCCCCGAUGGCCUGGAUCAGCCACAGAAAUCUCGAGUCCAUCGACCUUUCACAUAAUCACCUUUACCUGGUUCCUUCCUACCUGCCCACAUCGCUGGUCCAUCUAGUGCUGGUGGGAAACAACAUAGAGAGGAUCCCUGGUUUCGUCUUUGCCCACAUGGACCCUGGUCUGGAGUACCUCUACCUCUCCUACAACAAACUGGACGGAGAGGCGAUCGAACCUGAGUCGUUCUUCGGCUCAUUCAACUCCAUGGUGGAACUGUGUCUGGAUAACAACCAGCUGCUCACUGUGCCGUCUGGCAUCAACGAAAUGACCAACUUACACUUUCUCAGACUCAACAAUAACAGGAUCAGGAGUAUCCCAGACGAAGGCAUCUGUGACCCGAACCACAGCGGAGACUCCACCCUGGUGGCCGUGAGGCUGGAAAACAACCACAUCGACCCACAGAAGGUCUCGCCGACGGCCUUCUCCUGCGUACGCUCCUCCUCAAGUGUGGUCUUAAGACCUCAGAAAAGCGACCCAGUGAGCCGACGCAAAACCUAAGAAACUAAAAAAGACAUUUGUCUGUGUCCCCUGAAACACAAGGGGGUAAGAUAUUGAAUUUUAAUGUGCUGAAGGAAGUCAAAGCUUUAAGAUAAAUAUCUUUUCUCUCUUAAGCUUCCACUGAUGCUGCAUGUUACUGAAAUAACACUCAAAAUAAUUUGAGAAUUCCUCUCUCAAAGCCUCUCACAUUAUACUCAAGACGUACAGAUUGAACAUGUAAAAUAUGCAUCUUACAUGUCCAAACCCUGCUGAUGUAGUCUGCCUCACGGCAAUCUAUUGUCCUGUCAUAUUCUGGGACUGAACCGUUACAAGCUGCAUAAAAGAAAGAUUUUCUUCUCCUCUUGCUCUCGAACGCUUUUUUCAAGGUCUGGUGAGUUUGUCACCUGUACCAGCUUAAACGAACGAAUGUGACAGAACAAUGUUCAGGCUUCAGAGACAUCCAACUCCUUCGGUCAAAUGUUAAACUCUCUCAAAUGGAAAGAAUUCCUGCGCCAUACACAGCAAAAAUGAAAAUGCUAAUAAAGAAAUGGAAAGAAUUCCACGAAGUGAUA
Molecule: messenger RNA, 3172 nt
Organism: Scophthalmus maximus (turbot)
Lineage: Eukaryota; Metazoa; Chordata; Actinopteri; Pleuronectiformes; Scophthalmidae
Gene: ecm2
Product: extracellular matrix protein 2, female organ and adipocyte specific
Exons: 12
Coding region: 267-2621 (784 amino acids)
Biological process (GO): positive regulation of cell-substrate adhesion; extracellular matrix organization
Cellular component (GO): extracellular matrix
Molecular function (GO): protein binding; heparin binding; collagen V binding
Source: RefSeq, a predicted model, not a curated record